Molecule: messenger RNA, 418 nt
Organism: Temnothorax curvispinosus
Lineage: Eukaryota; Metazoa; Arthropoda; Insecta; Hymenoptera; Formicidae
Exons: 2
Coding region: 86-388 (100 amino acids)
Source: RefSeq, a predicted model, not a curated record
AUGAUUAUUUUGCAAACUCUUCAAUUUUGUAAAAUCUUUGUCUACAUUUCAACAUUGAUGUAUCAAAGGAAUAUUUUGCUAAUUAAUGCGAAUACGCAGUCUUUUACUUACAUUUCACUACAGACGUAGACUCACCUGCAGACUUCACGGCAAGCAUACCAAGCAGUCUGACUUCAAAUAUACCCAAUGGUAUAUCUGGAAGCAUAACUGCUGGCAUAUCAACGGGCAUACCUGGUGGCAUGACAACGGACAUACCUGCGAGCAUACCAACUUUGAACCUCGGGGCAAAGUUUACAUCACGUGGAACAAUUACGACAAACUCAAGAGGCAAGAAAUCCAUGGUACCCCACAGAAUUGCAGCUGCAACUCGAAGGUUUCGACGAGAUAAAUUAAUACCUUACAUAUACGGGUAAUCCCG